CGAACAUCCAUCCAGCCAGCAACAAACCGCCAAAAUGGGUCGCGUCCGUACCAAGACAGUCAAGCGUUCCGCUAAGGUCAUCAUCGAGCGUUACUACCCCAAGUUGACGCUCGACUUCGAGACCAACAAGCGCAUUUGCGAUGAGAUCGCUAUCAUUGCCUCCAAGCGUCUCCGCAACAAGAUUGCUGGUUACACUACCCACCUUAUGAAGCGUAUCCAGCGUGGCCCUGUCCGCGGUAUCUCCUUCAAGCUUCAGGAGGAGGAGCGUGAGCGCAAGGAUCAGUACGUUCCUGAGGUCUCCGCUCUGGAUGUCUCCCAGACCGAGUCCGGCCAGCUCGAUGUCGACGCCGACACCAAGGAUCUCCUCAAGAGCCUCGGUUUCGACAACCUCAAGGUCAACGUCGUCAACGUCACCCAGCAGCAGGUCCAGGAGCGCCCCCGUCGCUACCGGUAAAUCUGUGCGCCCUCGAGCGGAAGAUGAAAAAGUUUUACGAUUGUCUUGGGUCGAUCCAUGGCGUUUUCAUGCUUGUUCUGGCAGGCUUCCAGCUACCAUUGUAGUCUAGAAACAGACUCAUGAGGAAUGAACAUGACUUUCGUCAAACAAGGUGUCGCCGAUUCUCCUGACGGAGAUGACGCUUGAUUGCCAAUUCACUUCCCGUUCAGCAGCUGGUCUCACGGCCGGUUGCUGCGUAGGAAUUCCAUAUUUCAUCGCCAAUCGGACAGCCAUGUCUUGUGAUCCUAUGAUCGAUGCUGUUGCCGAUCUUCAGCGGUGCUAUAUCGUCUUAGAUUUUGUAGAUUGCUAUCCUAUCUGGGUAUCAUCCUGGAAUGCAACGCCCCUUGUAAUGCCAAUGGCUCCAUUCAAUCAUUACUGCCAUUUUUGCCCUCGGCAGGCUCAAUGAUC
Messenger RNA from Aspergillus japonicus CBS 114.51, 901 nucleotides. Its product is annotated as 40S ribosomal protein eS17. Gene Ontology annotation, cellular component: ribosome. The record is from RefSeq and is a predicted model, not a curated record. Gene Ontology annotation, biological process: translation. Gene Ontology annotation, molecular function: structural constituent of ribosome. The coding region runs from base 35 to 454 and encodes 139 amino acids. The transcript is spliced from 4 exons. NCBI's taxonomy places the organism in Eukaryota, Fungi, Ascomycota, Eurotiomycetes, Eurotiales, Aspergillaceae.